Molecule: messenger RNA, 1887 nt
Organism: Penicillium griseofulvum
Lineage: Eukaryota; Fungi; Ascomycota; Eurotiomycetes; Eurotiales; Aspergillaceae
Exons: 2
Coding region: 1-1887 (628 amino acids)
Source: RefSeq, a predicted model, not a curated record
AUGGCAAGGGGUAUGACAACAGUUCAGUCUCACACGCAAUCGAAGGAGACCAUCUCCUUUCCUGUUUUGACCUAUACCGAUGCGUUGCCGCGGAACGACCUUCAAUCUCUUGAGGCUUCGCAGCGUCCAACUCAGCCAAUCAUGGGACAGUGGGAUUUCAGCCAGCCCUCUACGGGAGAUGGGUGGUUCAGAAAGCCACCUCCGAGCCAAAGCGCAACUUUCGACUUUUGCCUAACAGCGCCACCAGAUGAAGCCAUUCAAUCUACCCGAUCCGGCCGUACCCAAACUGACCACCAUAUGAUUGGUAUCGCGCUGGGCAGUCCCGGCAUGUUAAACAAAGAUCAGGCUCUACCGCCCCCCAGAUUUGAUGAAUCAAUCUUUACAGAAAAAGAUUCAGCCAAUAAGCCCAGCAAGUGGAAGAAGAUUGGCGGAUUCUUCAAGGCAAAGAAUGCGUUUACAUCGCCAUCAGAUGCCGCACAAGAAACCACCUUCAAGCCACAAAUCAAUAAAGAUAAUCUACCGGAGAAACCGCACAAAGCAAGACUGAGAAAGAAUUCGACAGAAGAGUGGCCGAAAAUUGAGGUUGAUCCCAGGAGUAUGCCUAUGCCUGGUCGAAGUGAUCAAACUCCCCAGCGGAGUCGGAACUUUUCACUCGGCAACAAGGCACCCAAGGAGGAAUCAAGUCCCCGGGACCUUUUACUGAGUGUCGAUAUCCCAGAUAUUCAGAUGGAGCGAUACAGUGUCAUGUUCAGCAAUGUCGUCAACAAGAACCAAAAACCCUCACUGCUGGCCAGGAGGGCUAAAACAUUGGACAAUCUUCGCGUGCCAGAUGCAAAUGGUUUCCUAAAAUCAGCUGCACCACCCCCAAUGCCCCAACGCCGCGCAACAUCACCAGCGCAAUCAAGCUUCACCUUGUUCCCAACUUCGCAGCCCUCAAAAGCGUCCCAGGUACUCGGCACGCAGAAUUUCUCCCGCGGGCCGAGCCCACUAAUGAGAGCAAACACACUUCCUGUGGAAAGCCCCUCGAAGAUGCGUCCACCACAGCUCCAUGGUUCAAACAUGGGUAGUGUCACAUCAUUUGAGUCACCCGUUAUUCCGAAGCUCUUCUCUGAGCGUUCCAAUACACCCCGCUCCUCUAGUAGCUACGACAAGCCUCUUCCUGCUAUCAAGCCGGAGCCACAGACCCAAAUACAGAAGAGUGUCCAGCCAGAAAAGAAAAUCCCAUCCCCGCAGAAGACUCGACCACAACAAAGCGCCCAACCCCACAAUAUUGCUGUGACAAAGCCCGUUGCUCAGCACAGGGUUCAUCCACAAUCAAGAAAGGAUUCGCUACCGCGAGCCAUAGAAAGACAGCCCCAGGUUUCUUCGCCACAACACAAAACCACACAACAGCCCAAUACGACAUCAAGCCACAGGACCAACGAUUCAGUGCGACCGCAUCUCAGAGUCAAAACCGAAGGCCGACCACACCCACCCUCAAAGGACACACUGUCCAGUACAUCUCGAAGCUCUCCUUCAGCAUUAAAUGCGACCCAAUCCAAGAUUGACCGAAUCAUGUCCCCAUCGUCAGCAUCAACCGGUCCUAGAUCCGGUGUAUCACCAGCAGAGUCUACGCGCAUGCCAUUCGCCGAUGUCGAGACUCUUGAUACCGAAGAGCCUGCGCCCGAGCCUAGACGUCCUAUCCCAAAAGUGGAGAUCUCAAUAGCACGCUCUGUCUCUGUGUCACGGGCAAAGCGGCAGGUUCUAGUACCCAUUGGCAUGAGGGUCGAUCAUCUAGACCCGCAGGAGCGGGUUGUGCACAGAAGACCUAUGACACCCCAGAUUACAGAUGCCCACCGGGGCCAUCGGCCUGGUGUUUCGCAGGAGUUGCAAAUAGAGUGUCUGUGA